This is a messenger RNA of Synchiropus splendidus (mandarinfish), 2395 nucleotides long. It is a transcript of the gene irak4, whose product is annotated as interleukin-1 receptor-associated kinase 4. Gene Ontology annotation, molecular function: protein serine/threonine kinase activity; ATP binding; magnesium ion binding. Gene Ontology annotation, biological process: protein phosphorylation; signal transduction. The coding region runs from base 158 to 1513 and encodes 451 amino acids. The transcript has 11 exons. Lineage: Eukaryota; Metazoa; Chordata; Actinopteri; Syngnathiformes; Callionymidae. The record is from RefSeq and is a predicted model, not a curated record.
UUCUGAGGGGAAGUUGCUCAACUCGGGAAAACACAAAACCGGUUACGCGCCGUCGCAGGUCCGCGUUUCUCCGAGAACAGGAGGAAGAUGAGCUCGCGCUAGUGUCGCGGCUCUCCGAGGACCAACUUGGAGUCGACAGUGAAUUUUGGACGCCAGGAUGAGCGACGCGGUCACUUCCGGGACAUACGUGCGUAAGUUGAGCUUGACUUUACGUCGCCGCUUGUCCGAGCUCCUGGACCCGCAGGACCGAUGGAGGGACGUGAUCACGUCCAUCAAGAGGCCCAACGGAGAGUUUCGGUACACGCAGCUCCACGUCAGAAAGUUCGAGAGUCUGGUGCUUCAGGGGAAGAGUCCCACCCAGGAGCUGCUGAACGACUGGGGGACGAGCAACUGCACGGUGGGGGAUCUGGUGCAGAUCCUGAGGAGCCGGCAGCUGCUGGCUGCUGCCAGUCUGCUGCUGCCAGAGGAGGAGCUGCCCACCCGGAUCCUGGGCUCCACUCCUCUCUCAGAUGGGCCCCGGCAGGAGCCCCCCAGACCCUCACCUGCCGUCACCUGUGCCCUCCAGACUCGGCAGGAGUCCAGGGAGCCGGUUCAGCCUGGGUUCUGCAGCUUCUCGUAUGAAGAGCUAAGGAGCAUGACGGGCAACUUCGACGACGCCUCGCUGGCGGAGGGCGGCAGUCGCCUGGGCGAGGGCGGCUUCGGGACGGUGUACAAAGGUCAGCUGAAGGACACGCCGGUGGCGGUGAAGAGGCUGAACGCCAUGGAAGACAUUUCUCUGGACGAGCUCCGGAUCCAGUUCAACCAGGAGAUCCAAACCCUGAAACUCCUGAAGCACGAGAACCUGGUGGACAUGGUGGGGUUCUCCUGCGACGGCGAGUUCCCCUGCCUGGUCUACGCCUUCAUGGCCAACGGCUCCGUCUUGGACCGGCUGGCUCGACUGGGUGGGAGUCCGCCGUUGUCAUGGCGACGGAGAUGCUCCAUCGCUGAGGGGACGGCUCGAGGACUGGAGUACCUGCACAGCAACCACCACGUGCACCGCGACGUCAAGAGCGCCAACAUCCUGCUGGAUCACACGUUUGUGGCCAAAAUCUCUGACUUCGGUCUGACACGAGCGUCCACGUCGUCCUGCACUGUGAUGACCGAGAGGAUCGUGGGCACCUGCGCCUACAUGGCGCCCGAGGCCCUGAGGGGGGAGAUCACCCCCAAAUCUGACCUCUUCAGUCUUGGAGUGGUGCUGCUGGAGCUGGUGUCCGGACUCCCUCCGGUGGAUGAAGCUCGCGAUCCUCAGUUCCUGGUGGACCUGAGGCACGACGUGGACGACGAAGACGAGAAGAUGACCUUGGAGGACUUGGUGGAUCGGGCCAUGGCUGACUGGAAGCUGGAGCAGGUGGAGAAGGUUUACACUCUUGCUGGCAAGUGUCUGCACGAGAGGAAGAAUCGGCGGCCACCGAUCCAGCAGGUUCUGUCGGAGCUCAGCGAGGUCGUCCGAGCCAUCGCAGACGUUCAGGAGUGAAGACUGCUACUGAGUGUGAAGCAGCUUGACAAGUCAGCCAGUUAGAAUAAUCCAUUUUUACUCAGCAGAUCCAGAAACUCAGCUUCAUCUCUCAUUGAAAAAGUGCCACCAAUAAAACCCUGUUUUUUUAGUACUAAUAAUCAAGAAAGAAGCGAUUUAAAUAUUUUUAUUCUUUAAAAGAUUCGUAAGAAAACAAACGUGUUUUUUCCUCACUUUGACACGAAAUGAAACGAAGGACUUUAACCUUCCAACAUGAGGUGAGUAAAGCCGAAUUAAUUCUUCUGUAGACCAGCAGGUGGCAGAUAUUCCCUUUUCGUCCACUCCACUUCCUGUCGGAGUGGCUUGUUGUCGGUGUUCCGGAAGCUUCCGCCUUGUUUCCCCACUCGGAGCUACAAUAACGUACGUUUACAGCACUUUGCAUAGAAAAAUAAGUUUCUCAGCAGAUGAUUUCCAUGUAAACCGCAUUUAGAAAAAGAAAUCAAAUAUAAAACGCUAAAAUGAAUCGACAGACUCGCGGAUCAGUUUUCCCGCCACAGACGGACAGAGUUAAGGAAUGCAGAAAAAUAAGAUCAGAAAGAAGACAGAACAUUUUGGCGCAAUUUCACAUCAUUGGCAAAAAAAAAAAUGUUAGAGCUAGUUGUUUUAACACUGGUCCACCUGCAGGUGGCGCCACAAGUUAUCAAUGGUUCAGUGUGAGUGACGAUAUUCUCAAGAGAAAUUCAAAAUUUUCGCUUUACAGUCUCGCUUGUGCACUUACUGACCAGAACCACUAGGUGGAGCGCUUGACACCCACGUGUCCCGUUAGUAAGGACGUGCCUCUCCUGGUUGGAUGCAGUGAUGUCAUGUGACGCUGAUGUUAGUGUGUGUGAGGCUUCAGGUCAA